AUGACUGAACCAACUGUUUCUGCCGAAGAACCUUCAACUACUGCUGUUCCAGCAGAUACAAAACCCAUUGAAGAGGCAAAACCAACUGAAGAGGCAAAAGCCGAAGAGACAAAAACCGAAGAGGCAAAACCAACCGAAGAGUUAAAAACCGAAGAGACAAAAACUGAAGAGGCAAAACCAACUGAAGAGGCAAAACCAACCGAAGAGGCAAAACCAACCGAAGAGAAAAAAGAGGAUACUAUUGAUACAGCAACAACAAAACCUGAUGCUGGUGCUGAACCUACAACUACUCCCAAAGAAGUUACUACCUCUAACACCGCAGAAAAUAGUGAAGUAAAAAAAGAUGAUGAUAAAAAGGAAACUAAUAGAGAAGUUGUCAAAACUGAAGAGGAUAAAGAAGAACUUAUCGAAACUGGUGACGUAAUUACCCUUAAAAGUGGCAUAUUUUCUUCAAAAGCUGCUCAUUAUGCUGCCUUUGGCACUGAUGAACCAAUUCCAUUGGAAAAAUUAACUCAAUAUUAUAGAAAACAUAUUAAAACAACCAAACCCAUCACUCCUUCCCAUUCUUCUUCUAAUGAUUCAAAAAAACCAACAACUGAAGCUCCUGAAAAAACAAAGGAGGAAAAGGAAUCAACUGAAGCUGCAGCACAAGCGGUUGAUAGAUCCAAGAAAAAAAUUGAAUCAAAUAAAGCUCUUUAUAAUAAUCUUGCUCAUGCUUCUAUAACAGGAAAAGGCCUUUUAGUAUAUUACAAGACUAAAAAUGAUUAUGACAAUAAAGAACCAUUUGGUAUUAUUAAUCUUAAAGAUUCAAGUGUUGAUUCCGAUAGCAAAGGUUAUCAAAAUUUUACAAUAAAAACUACGAUUCGUGAUUAUAAUUUUACCGCAUCAAGUCAUAAUGAUAAAAUAAAAUGGGUAAAGUCUAUUAAUAAAAAAAUUAUUGAAGCAAAAUCUUUGCCACCAAUUGAAGUUCAGGAUACUUUCAAAGAAAUUUAUCAAAAACUUGAAGGCUUUACUAAAUUGGUUAAUGUUCCUAAUGUUACUUCAGAUUCAGAUAUACUUUCUGAAGAGGAUGAUCAUCCACAAAAAACUCCAAUUUCUGAUAAACGUAAAACGAUUACCAACUUCUUUAGUUCACUUAUAAAAGAUCCAUCUACUGAAACUCCUCAAUCUUUAACUACAAGCGAGACAACUACCACCACCGAUGAUACUUCUAAAACACCUCAAAAACAAAAAAGCUAUUUUAUUAAUUUUCUUACAAGAAAAAAUACUUCUGAUGUUGCCACAAAUGAAGCUACCGAAAAUGCUACUACUACACCUGAUGCUAGUGAUGAGACUACUACCGGUGAUAAAGCUGAGGAAAAACCCGAAGAAAAUGUUGAUGACACAACACGUGAUGCUGCUACUAAAGAACAAAAAGACUCAUCAUUCAUUAAAAAUUUAAUUAGAAAAGCUGUAAAUGAAGUAACUAGUGUUGUUUCUUCUACAUCAGCCCAUGAAUUAACUAAAAAAUUCAUAAAUCGUAGUAAAACAUAUUUACAAAAAGCAAAAAGACCUGAUAAUAGUAGUACUAGAGAAGUAGAAACACCAGAUGCUACCACAGGAAAAACUGACGAAGUAACUAAAACUGAUACAACUGCCGUUGCUACUUCCACUACUGAUGCAAAACCUGAUGACAAAAAAGAAGAAACUAUAGCAGAAGAAACCAACGAACCUGUUGCAAAAACGGCUGAAGAUACUUCAACUACUCCAGAAACAACCGCACCAACUGAAAAAAAGAAGGGCAUUUUUAACAAAGAUAAGCGUGAUAAAGAAAUACUCCAACCCCGUAUUGAUGACAGUAUAAAACAUGGCGAAUUAUUUAAAGUGUCACAAAUUCUUAAAAUACAUGAUAAAACAUAUUUCGUACUAAAUAAAGACGGAACCUUAACUUACCUCAGUAAUAAAAGAGAAAAAAACAUAGAUCUUACAGGUGCUGAGGUUAAAAAAGUUGAUCCCGAUAGUAAAGAAAAAACAGUGGAAAAAGAAAAACCCGAAGAAAAAGAAAAAACAGUGGAAAAAGAAAAAACAGAGGAAAAAGAAAAAACAGAGGAAGAAAAAAAACCAGAGGACAAACCCGAGGAAGAAAAAUCUGCGGAAAAAGAAAAAAUUGUGGAAAAAGAAAAACAUGAAAAACACAAAUAUUAUAUAGAAAUUGAUACAAAAGCUCCAAGAACUUAUAAACUUUACACUGAAGAUAAGAAACUUCGUGAUGAAUGGCACGAUGCUAUUCAGGAAGCCAUAUCCUUGAAAAACCAGAAAGAAUCAAAAAAAGAAUUGCUUCCAACUAUUGCACAAUCAGAUCGUGAUUUUACAGCUGAAGUUCAUGAUGCUACAAAGGUAGAAAAGGUAGAAGAAGAAUCAUCACAAGGAAAAGAUACCACUAAAACAGAUGAAACCACUGUUACCGCUCCUGUUGACCCUAAACCUACAAAAACUGAUCCUGAGCCUUCUACUAAGGCUGAGACGGUGCCAUCUGACACAACAGCGUCGUCAUAA
Molecule: messenger RNA, 2535 nt
Organism: Entrophospora sp. SA101
Lineage: Eukaryota; Fungi; Glomeromycota; Glomeromycetes; Entrophosporales; Entrophosporaceae
Source: the annotation of a GenBank genome assembly